Molecule: messenger RNA, 1587 nt
Organism: Aspergillus candidus
Lineage: Eukaryota; Fungi; Ascomycota; Eurotiomycetes; Eurotiales; Aspergillaceae
Product: sugar porter family MFS transporter
Exons: 6
Coding region: 1-1587 (528 amino acids)
Biological process (GO): transmembrane transport; carbohydrate transport
Cellular component (GO): membrane
Molecular function (GO): carbohydrate:proton symporter activity
Source: RefSeq, a predicted model, not a curated record
AUGGGUGUGCUUCGGGACAAGAAACAACCCUACUUUGGGCUGACGGGGGGGUGGCUGACCUUUUGGAUUACGGUCGCCUGCUCCACGGAUAUGCUCCUCUUCGGAUACGAUGAAGGCGUCUUCUCCGGCGUCACCGUCACGCAGGAUUUCCUCGAUAGUCAUGACCUGGUCGGACCCACCAAAACUAAAACUCUGUCUACUGUCACCGCCAUCUACGAUAUUGGGUGCUUCUUCGGGGCCAUUGUCGCCUUCACCGUCGGGGAGAGGCUUGGUCGCAAGAUGAGCAUCAUCCUGGGCACGAGCAUCAUGGGCAUUGGCACCAUCCUGCAGGCUUCCUCCUAUAGUCUGCCUCAGAUGUUUGUGGGUCGCAUCGUGUUGGGGGUGGGCAACGGCAUCAACACGGCGACAGCACCCAUCUGGCAGACCGAGACGGCGCAGGCCCGGUGGCGCGGCAAGUUGGUCAUCCUGGAGAUGGGACUGAACGUGGGUGGAUACUGUCUGGUUAAUUGGAUUAACUACGGUCUGUCUUUCCAUGCAGGUGCCGUUGCGUGGCGCUUCCCCAUUGCCUUUCAAUUUGUCUUCAUCUUCCUCCUCUACGGGACGGUCCCCUGGCUCCCCGAAUCCCCAAGAUGGCUCCUCUCGCACGGCCGCGAACGUGAAGCCCUGCAGGUCCUCUCCUGCAUUGAAGACAAGCCCGUCGACGACCCCUACAUCACGACCCAGCAUGACGAGAUCAUGUACAGCAUCAGCUACGAGCGACAGAACGCCAUCGCGUGGAAGGACCUACUCAAACGGGACAAGGGCAACGACACCAAGACCUUGCGACGGCUGAUCCUCGGGGCGGGCUCCCAGGCGAUGCAGCAAUUCGGCGGCAUCAACCUGAUGUCCUACUACCUUCCCAUGGUCCUGAUCAACUCGGUGGGACUGACCAACACUAUGGCCCGGUUGCUGACGGCCGUCAACGCGACCUCGUACUUUCUCUUCGCCACCUUCGCCGUCACCCUCGUCGAGCGGUUUGGGCGUCGUGGGCUGAUGCUGCUCUCCAUUUUCGGUCAGUUCGUCUCGUUCCUCAUCAUCACCAUCUUGCUGCGCUUCGCUGAGUUUGACCCCGUCUACGGGACCGCCUCUAUUGCCUUCUUCUUUCUGUUCCACGUCUCCUUUGGGAUCGGCAUGCUGGGGGUGCCGUGGUUGUACCCGACCGAGAUCAACUCGUUGCCGAUGCGCACCAAGGGGGCGGCUGUGGCCACGGCGACCGAUUGGAUCACAAAUUUUGUGAUUGUGGAAAUCACCCCCAUCGGGAUUCAGAAUAUCGGUUGGCGAUUCUACAUUGUCUGGACCGUCCUCAAUGCGGUCUUCCUCCCAAUUGUUUAUUUCUUCUACCCCGAGACUGCCAACCGCACCCUGGAAGAUAUCGACGCGUACUACCGUACCGAUCCGCCCGUGGUGGUCGUCGGCGAUCCCGACGUCAUUUCCCGCCGGCGUCCGCAGCAGUUCAUCGAACAUGAGGAUGAAGAAGUUCAGAAGAAGGCCGAGCACGGCAAGAUUAUGGAGAAGACAGUUUCGCCCGCGGUCGACCCAGAGCAAUAG